Messenger RNA from Eutrema salsugineum, 369 nucleotides. RefSeq lists its product as uncharacterized. The coding region runs from base 1 to 369 and encodes 122 amino acids. NCBI's taxonomy places the organism in Eukaryota, Viridiplantae, Streptophyta, Magnoliopsida, Brassicales, Brassicaceae. The record is from RefSeq and is a predicted model, not a curated record. Gene Ontology annotation, cellular component: extracellular region; vesicle. Gene Ontology annotation, biological process: double fertilization forming a zygote and endosperm; regulation of protein localization to cell surface; regulation of double fertilization forming a zygote and endosperm. The transcript has a single exon.
AUGUCGAUCAAGAGUGCAUGUUUCUUUAUAGUGGCUAUAUGCAUUGCAGCUUCCGUGAAUGCUCAACUACCUCAGCUACCAUUUCCAUUUCCAUUUCCGUUUCCAUUUCCAUUCCAACCGAGUCCUGGUAUGCCAGGAAUGCCCGACAUAACCAAAUGUUUGUCAACAUUGAUGAAUAUUCCAGGAUGCUUUGCGGAAAUCUCUCAGUCCAUAAUAACUGGCAAAUUUGGUAACAUAGGUCCUGCUUGUUGUAAAGCAUUUCUAGAAGCCGAAGCAAACUGCACACCGAAUCUUCCAUUCAAUCCGUUUUUCCCUCCUAUGCUAAAGCAACAAUGCUCCCGAAUUGCUGGCCCUCCAACUACAUUGUAG